CCCGGGUGGCCCCCCGGCGCCGCCCCGCCCCGCCCCCCGCCGCCCCUCGCGCUCCGCCCUCUGUCCUGUUCCUCCCGGGCCCGCGCCGCCCUCUGGCCGCCGCACUUUCCCGCUCUCGCCGCCGCCGGUGCCCGCCGCCCGCCGCCGCCGCCACCAUGCCCAACAUCGUGCUGUUCAGCGGCAGCUCGCACCAGGACCUGUCCCAGCGCGUGGCCGAUCGCCUGGGCCUGGAGCUGGGCAAGGUGGUCACCAAGAAGUUCAGCAACCAGGAGACCAGCGUGGAGAUCGGGGAGAGCGUGCGAGGGGAAGAUGUCUACAUCAUCCAGAGCGGCUGUGGGGAGAUCAACGACAACCUCAUGGAGCUGCUCAUCAUGAUCAAUGCCUGCAAGAUCGCGUCCUCCUCCAGGGUGACCGCCGUGAUCCCCUGUUUCCCAUACGCCAGGCAGGAUAAAAAGGAUAAGAGUCGUGCUCCAAUUUCUGCAAAGCUCGUGGCCAAUAUGCUGUCCGUGGCCGGGGCAGAUCAUAUCAUCACCAUGGACCUGCAUGCCUCCCAGAUCCAGGGCUUCUUCGACAUCCCCGUGGACAAUCUGUACGCCGAGCCCGCGGUCCUACAGUGGAUUCGGGAAAACAUCUCCGAGUGGAGGAACUGUAUCAUCGUUUCCCCUGAUGCCGGGGGAGCCAAAAGGGUGACAUCAAUUGCAGACAGGCUGAACGUGGAGUUUGCCUUGAUCCACAAGGAGAGGAAGAAGGCCAAUGAGGUGGACCGGAUGGUUCUGGUGGGCGACGUCAAGGACCGUGUGGCCAUCCUCGUGGAUGACAUGGCCGACACGUGUGGUACCAUCUGUCACGCUGCCGACAAGCUGCUCUCGGCCGGAGCCACCAAAGUCUAUGCGAUCCUUACCCACGGGAUCUUCUCGGGGCCGGCUAUCUCCAGAAUCAACAAUGCCGCCUUUGAGGCCGUGGUGGUUACCAACACAAUUCCGCAGGAGGACAAGAUGAAACACUGCACCAAGAUUCAGGUCAUUGACAUUUCGAUGAUCUUGGCUGAGGCCAUCCGGAGGACCCACAACGGAGAAUCGGUGUCUUACCUGUUCAGCCACGUCCCGCUGUAGGCCCGGGGCGGGAGGCGGAAGCAGCCAACCCCUGGGCAGCUCUGAUUCUGUAGCUUUAGGACUCGCCACUGUAGGAUAACUGCGAUCAUUUAGCGAUCCAUUGUUUCCCCUUUCUGAAGCCCAGGACCAUUGUUUUCCAGCUUGGGGGGGGGCGGGCAUCGGUGGUUUGGUGGUUUGGUGGUUUGAUCUUUCAGGAACUGUCUUAAAUGAGAAAAGAUUCUGUCAUCUUGACUUGUUCUGUUCCGUGAACUUUUUCUUCGUUCUGUCAGUACUUUGAGGCCACACCUUCCAAGUAUAUGAUUCAGAGAUUCUAUAAAUUGGGGUUGCCAAAGGUGACUUCAGAUGAGAGCUUUCUGUGUAAAUAUAAUGAUAAUGCCUAUGGACAUUUGGGUAAGACCCUAUAUACAGUCAGCCCUGCACUUCGCAGUGAAGCUUAGGAAAUUAAUAUUGCGAAGCGUGAAGUAUUAUUUUCAUAACUGGCUUUCCAGUAAACCAUUUUGGUUCUUGUACUUCAUUUAGACCAAAUUUCAUGCCGCUUCCGAUGGCCACUGACACAUUGAGUUUUUGGUAUGAUAAUUUAUGACCACUUCCGAAAACACGUUUUAACUGUGAGCUUGAAAUGUUAUGUUUAAAAGUUCCCAAAUUAUUCAGCAGAAGAUCUUCAUGAAACCAUUGUGUGAAGGCAUGUCCACACUCGCGGCCGUAUUGCUGGUCUCCUGCCCAUUUCAGGAGACGAUUCUUUGGGCCGCCUCUUCUGGCUUGUCAUCUUCACCAGGGUUCGAGCUUUUACUCCACAUUUUCCCAAGUGACUUCAUUUUCUAGGUUUGCACCAAAGUCAAGACCUCCCCAGGUCCCCUCAGAUUUUCUAGUCUGACCGUUCUUUGGCUUUUGACAUAAAGAAAAAGGUGAGUUCUGGUAAGGACCACCGAUCUGUAUUUUGUUAGAUCUGAGUUAAUGUUCUUUUGCCCUCCGUAAUCAGAAAGAGUAACUCAUCUAUCUUCCAUGGAACAAAAGAUCUAUGGAAGAUAAGUGCACAUAACCAGACUUGGAUUAGCUCGAGCUCUUUCUGACUGUGCCCCCCUAUUGACCUCGUGUACUUCCUGUACCCCCCCAGGGGUCCCUUAUUCUCAUGCUGUGACCCCUGCCAUGUAUGUGGCUUUUACCUGUGCCUCCCUUGUACUAUUCUGGGGAAUGCAUAGGACACUAUGUGACCCCUAGUUGGGAAACGUUGACCUAAGACAAGUGCUCAUUUUAACUAAGGCUGUUACAUGAAAACUGGGUGACAAGAUGUAUGGAAAGGCUGGAGUGAUAGUACAGUGGGUAAGGGGCUUUUCCUUGCACACGGCCUACCUGGGUUUGAUCUCUGGCACCCUGUAAGGUCCCUCGGGCCCGCCCCCAGUGAUUCCUGAGUGCCGAGCCAGGAGUAAGCCCUGAGCACUGCUGAGGUUUGGCCCCAAACCCAGAACAAACACCAAAAGAUCUAUGGAAGAUAAGUACAAAUAACCAAGCUUGAGAUACUCUAUACGGCGACAUAAGUGUCCACUAGAUGGCCCUUCCCUACAUCCUCCCAAUCUGUGGCCAAAGGCAUUUCAAGUCUAUGGAUGUUAUUCUAUGCGUAUUUGGUGGACAAGUAAAUUCUUCAUUCCCCAGCAAAUCUGGUGGCACACACAAAGCCCGGGAGUAAGAAACCACCAUCUCUCUUCUGCUGAGUCUUGAACUGUAACUUUGCUGAUUAGGUGCAAAAUCAAAUUUAUUUAAGGCAUUAGCAGACUUGGAACAACAACCUUUAAGGUUGCAAGCUUCACUGGGGACAGGUUGAAGUGAAGUAAAAAAGUGUCAGUUGUUGCAGAAACCAGCAGUUUGCUGUACCUUGAAAAGGCUCUUGAGGGAAAAAAAUGAUGCUGUAAGUCUGAUAAAGUCAGCCUUGCAAUACAAAUAGACUCGAUCAAGAAAGAGUUGACUUGUAAUCUAGAAAGACCCUGUUUAGAUGCUCGGUGAUUUUAAUUUUUGAAAUGCGAUAGCUGUAUUUCUUGGAAUUUUGAUGCUUAAAGAAAUGCAAGUAUAGUUAAGAAUAUGCAUAUGUAGACUGCUUGGCAUGCAAAUGUGGACAUAUGUACAUGACUAAAAACAGUUGAUUUGUAUUCAUUUCUUUUAAGAUUUAACAGUCCAGGCAUAGACAUAGUUGUAAAUUAAUCUUGAAGUAAAGAUAAUGAUAUUAAUAUACCAAAGUUCAGCCUUUAACUUAAAAUUUUAUCAGUUAACUAAGAGAUAAGCAUGUUAGAUAUGACGUCAGCUAGAUUCACGAACAGCUCAUUUACGUUGCUUGUCUUGGUUUCGAGAACAUGAUUUUGAGAUCUUCCAACACUGUACUAAGACAUUUUAAUAAAAUCAUACUACUUUCAAUAUUUGUAUUGUA
Molecule: messenger RNA, 3528 nt
Organism: Sorex araneus (European shrew)
Lineage: Eukaryota; Metazoa; Chordata; Mammalia; Eulipotyphla; Soricidae
Gene: PRPS2
Product: phosphoribosyl pyrophosphate synthetase 2
Exons: 7
Coding region: 156-1112 (318 amino acids)
Biological process (GO): ribonucleoside monophosphate biosynthetic process; 5-phosphoribose 1-diphosphate biosynthetic process; purine nucleotide biosynthetic process
Cellular component (GO): cytoplasm; ribose phosphate diphosphokinase complex
Molecular function (GO): ribose phosphate diphosphokinase activity; magnesium ion binding
Source: RefSeq, a predicted model, not a curated record